Molecule: messenger RNA, 480 nt
Organism: Naegleria fowleri
Lineage: Eukaryota; Heterolobosea; Eutetramitea; Acrasida; Naegleriidae
Exons: 1
Coding region: 1-480 (159 amino acids)
Source: RefSeq, a predicted model, not a curated record
AUGAGAAAUAACCCCACACUAACCAUUUCAUUCAUUCCAUCCACGACCUAUGUGAAUGAUACUUCAGGAAAGCCAAAACUCUCUGUGACGAUAUCAAACUAUCUUUCGCUCUUGCAAGCAAACUUUAGUUACCAAAUAUUUCAAGAAGUGGGUGGUUCUAAUAUUUCAAUCACACCGCAAUUAUCAACUUCCACACUGACCGCAAUUUGGGACAACAUUUUUUCUCCUCCAAGGUUUGAAAUUGUGUUACCACCAGUGUUCACCAUGGCUGGAAAUUACUCGGCUCAAGUGUUAGCCAAGAAAUUGAAUGGUCAAAAUAUCAAUUCAUGGUCCACGAACAAAAUGAUCAUCAAAAGCUAUGACGAAUUUACAUCUUUUGAUAACUUGAGAAAAUUGUCAUUGGUUGAUUUGGAACAAGCAUCGACAAAUUCCUUACUUUAUGCAUUGACUUCAAAAAACAAAAAUUAUUGGACUCACUAA